CGGCGGGGAGGCGGGGCUGGCGGGCAGGCGGGCGCGCGCGGAGGCAGUGCGAGCGGCUGACAUGGCGCACUUGGGGCGUCUCCUGGUUCCCCUGGCAGCCCUGGUCCUGUUGCUCUGGGCGGUCCCUGGGGCCCACGGGCGGCGGAGCAACGUGCGCGUCCUCACCGAUGAGAACUGGACCUCGUUGCUGGAAGGAGAGUGGAUGAUAGAAUUCUACGCUCCCUGGUGCCCAGCUUGUCAGAACCUUCAGCCAGAAUGGGAGAGUUUUGCCGAAUGGGGUGAAGAUCUUGAGGUUAAAGUUGCAAAAGUAGACGUCACAGAGCAGACAGGACUGAGUGGACGGUUUAUCAUAACUGCCCUUCCUUCUAUUUAUCAUUGUAAAGAUGGUGAGUUUAGGCGUUACCUGGGACCAAGGACCAAGAAGGACUUCAUAAACUUCGUAAGUGAGAAGGAAUGGAAGAAUGUUGAACCUGUGUCAUCAUGGUUUGGCCCAAGUUCUGUUCUGAUGACUACGAUGUCAGCACUUUUUCAGCUCUCUGUAUACAUCAGGACUAGUCACAGCUAUUUCGUUCACGACCUUGGUUUACCAGCGUGGGGCUCAUACUUGGUUUUUGCAUUCGCCACUGUGCUUUCAGGACUGAUGUUGGGACUUUUUAUGAUAUUUGUGGCAGAUUGCUUUUGUCCUUCAAAAAGGCGCAAACCACAGCAACAACCUCCAAAAAAACCCUCACCAGAAUUUUCUCAACCUCUGAAAAAAGUGGAGGAGGAACAAGAGGCUGAUGAAGAAGAUGUUUCAGAAGAGGAAAUCGAAAAUAAAGAGGAAACAAGCAAAGACACUCCUCAGAGUGCCAUAAGACAGCGCUGUGUGGGCCCAUCAUUGGCCACAGAGAAAUCCUAAUUUUUACAGAUGUCUUAAUAUUAUGGUUUUGACAAAACAGAAGAUUGCUAUCAUUUCUCUGUUUUAAAGUGAACUGUGAUUUGCUUGUACAUACAGUCUAGGUUGUCAUUAGGUUGGACAGUUCAUUCAGAAAAUAAAGCAGUUAGGUGUAACAGUUUGAAAUAUGUUUUAAGAAUAUUAUGAUGUUUUAAAGUUGUUUAAUUUCAGAAGAUCCUGGUGCCAAGCAGUAAGAUUUGUGUUUAUAUUUAAUGAUCUAUUCAUGUAAGAUUCAAAACUGCCUUUCCCACGAUUUGCAUUACUGGGGUAUUUAAGAAAAUUACUUUAGAGAGAGAUAGUUCUCAUUUCACAUCAUUUUUCUCAGUUUCACUGUGUGAAAAAAGGAACAUAUUUCCCAUAACUGGGAACGUUGCCCAUUGUUUCAAGAUGUGUACUUCAUUGAUAAUGCUGCGCUUAUCCAUAGCUUCAUCAUAGGUUUUGGACUAUACAGCUAACAGAACUACCUUCUUUGUAGCUUUCAUUUCUAUACAUCACAUCUAGGAUAUGCUGCUCACUUCAAAGUUUUUAUAAGUUUGUGGUAUUGUGUUAAUUCCUAAGGUUGGUGGCCUGCUUUGGUCCUCUUGUUGACUAUAUGAAUUUUUUUUUUUUUUUGCCAUGGGUUAUAUUUUUAAGUUCAAUAAAAUUAACAGUAUCACUGUUGUGUUUACUGUGGGUAAACAGUA
This is a messenger RNA of Phodopus roborovskii (desert hamster), 1617 nucleotides long. It is a transcript of the gene Tmx1, whose product is annotated as thioredoxin related transmembrane protein 1. NCBI's taxonomy places the organism in Eukaryota, Metazoa, Chordata, Mammalia, Rodentia, Cricetidae. Bases 62 to 898 code for a protein of 278 amino acids. The transcript has 8 exons. The record is from RefSeq and is a predicted model, not a curated record.